This is a messenger RNA of Lytechinus pictus (painted urchin), 879 nucleotides long. Its product is annotated as annexin A7-like. The coding region runs from base 220 to 879 and encodes 219 amino acids. The record is from RefSeq and is a predicted model, not a curated record. The transcript has 6 exons. Lineage: Eukaryota; Metazoa; Echinodermata; Echinoidea; Temnopleuroida; Toxopneustidae.
ACGCACUGAAUCAUCAUUUCAGCAAUUCGACAAGCGACGAAAGCGUAUGCUUCUUCGAUUUUGCGAUCAUAUUUUGGAAUUAAAGAGUAGUUUUUUAAGUCACUGUUACUUCUCUCUCAAGGAUCUUACAGCAUCUAUAUCUUGUUAGACUUGGUGUAUCAAGCAUAUAAGAAGCAUCUUAAAUUUGCCGACUGAUUGUUAGUGUACUACACACAGAAGAUGAGCUACCCUUAUCCAACCGGACAAGCACCCUAUCCCCAGCAAGGGGGCGGUUAUCCACCCCAGGCAGGGGGCUACCCUCCAGCCCCAGCUCCUGGGGGAUAUCCUCCACAGGGUGGCUACCCUCCUGCAGCAGGUGGUUAUCCACCAGCAGCAGGAGGAGGCUACCCACCCGCUGCAGGAGGAGGCUACCCACCCGCUGCCGGAGCAGGGGGCUACCCACCCGCCCCUGCACCCACUGGAGGCUACCCACCGGCUCCAGGGGGUGGUUACCCCCCUCAGCAACCCUCUUAUCCCCCAGCAGCACAACCCGGUUACCCCCCUCAACAGCCUGGCUACCCGGCUCAGCCACAUCCACAGCCUGGAAUGCCAAUGCCUAGUGCAGACUAUGGUUCUAUGCCAGGAGGAGGUUUACCAUAUGCUGCUCAACCAAGCAUGGGAUUUGCAGGUGCUCCUUAUCCAACGGGUGCUGCUAUGGCAGCCACAGCCUUCAGACCACCCUCUGCCCAAGCCGUCCCUGGUGGACCGGGCAUGCCUACUCCUCAGGCAGCCUAUGCAGCAGCAGCGGCCAUCCCCGCACAAGCCCCACAGGCCCGGCCCGCACAAGCUCCGCCCCAGCAGAAACCGGUAGCUGUGAGUAUACCAAAAAGUUUGCAAUGA